This is a messenger RNA of Trichobilharzia szidati, 753 nucleotides long. NCBI's taxonomy places the organism in Eukaryota, Metazoa, Platyhelminthes, Trematoda, Strigeidida, Schistosomatidae. The record is from the annotation of a GenBank genome assembly.
AUGCCUGUUAAACGACCAUCUAGUCGUUUUAUACCCACAAAUACACGAAAAACACUUACAGAACCAACAAUAAUACCACCUGUGAUAAAACACUGUACAUUUCCUGCUGUACCAAAACUGUCGAGUUUAUCGUUUCUUUCACUCAGUCUGAUAAUCUGUUUAACGUCUACGCUAACUCAGUAUAUUAAUCUAUAUAAAACGGUAUGGUGGUUACCGAAUUCAUCAAUUCAAUAUGCUAUAGAAUUUGAUCUUAUCGAUUAUUAUGUGAUAGCGCAUAUUCUGUUUAUGCUGUGUACGCCAUAUCUUUAUUUGAUAUUUAUUAAGAUUAUUCCAUCAUUUAUACUGAAUUCAUUUAUCAUACGUUCAAUAUUGGGUUUAGUUAUUUUCACUUUUUGGAGUUAUAUUAUGCUAUGGAUUGUUAGUAGUAUAGAAUAUUCUGGAGUUAUGAUUUUAUACAAUAUAUCUGGAAUAAUUCUACUGACAUAUUUUCCUGUGAUAACAUUUAUCAUCUAUCAUUUUCGGUAUUUGGAGAAAAUGAUUUAUCCUUCCAAUCGAUAUCGACAUCCUCAACAGCAACAACAACAUCAGCAUUACCACCACCACCAACAUCACCAUCAUCAUCAUCACCAGCAGCAGCAACAACAACAACACUACAAUACUACAACUGGUGGUGGUGGUGGUGCCGGUAACAAUAGUAAUUACCAGAAAACUUCAUCUCAUUCCACUUUUGCUCGUUUAAUACAUUUUCUGAAG